Molecule: messenger RNA, 1020 nt
Organism: Pseudogymnoascus destructans
Lineage: Eukaryota; Fungi; Ascomycota; Leotiomycetes; Thelebolales; Thelebolaceae
Gene: SEC4
Product: GTP-binding protein
Exons: 3
Coding region: 40-642 (200 amino acids)
Biological process (GO): protein localization to plasma membrane; regulation of exocytosis; protein secretion
Cellular component (GO): plasma membrane; endosome
Molecular function (GO): GTP binding; GTPase activity
Source: RefSeq, a predicted model, not a curated record
AUCACCAUCACCACCACCACCACCACCACCGCCGCAAAGAUGGCCGGAUCCCGCAACUAUGACUUCCUGAUCAAGCUCCUCCUCAUCGGCGACUCGGGCGUCGGCAAGUCCUGCUGCCUCCUGCGCUUCAGCGAGGACUCCUUCACCCCUUCCUUCAUCACCACCAUCGGCAUCGACUUCAAGAUCCGCACCAUCGAGCUGGACGGCAAGCGCGUCAAGCUGCAGAUCUGGGAUACGGCGGGCCAGGAGCGCUUCCGCACUAUUACCACGGCGUACUACCGCGGCGCCAUGGGCAUUUUAUUAGUGUACGAUGUUACAGACGAGAGGAGUUUUAACAACAUCCGCACCUGGUUCUCCAACGUCGAGCAGCACGCCACGGAAGGCGUGAACAAGAUCCUCAUCGGCAACAAGUGCGACUGGGACGACAAGCGCACCGUGUCGACCGAGCGUGGCCAAGCCCUCGCCGACGAGCUGGGCAUCCCCUUCCUCGAGGUCAGCGCGAAGGCGAACAUCAAUGUCGAGAAGGCAUUCUUCAGCCUCGCGGCGGAUAUCAAGAGACGGAUUGUCGACAGCGCGAAGACGGAGGAGAGUAAGGGGGUGGAUGUGGCGCAGGGAAGCAGUGUGGGUGGGAAGUGCUGUUAGAGGGGUGUCAGGGUCUGAGGACGUGGUUGGGUGAAGGGCCUAAUUGGUUGGGGGUGGGCGCUGUUGCGAUGAGACGGCGUUUGAUAGAGGACCGAACGGAGGGGAGAAUUCCCAGCAUGCUGCUCGCUGUCGCUCUCCUGUGUCACUCUUUCGCAGAGGCGGAUGCGAGCAACGCAGCUCUCUCUCCGUCCGGGUGGUGUCCACUCACGUACAUCCUGUUUGUUAUCUUUUCCUUCUCUGUUCCGAGAGUGGCGUUUUUUACUCCUUUUUUUUUUGCUGGGAUUGCGAGUUUUGAGAAGCCAGCAGCACAAGUACACGAUGGUCGCGGGGCCUGUGGGUUAUAAAUAGUUUUGUUCAUAAAUGGGAUGGGGGUUUUAG